Molecule: messenger RNA, 8396 nt
Organism: Antechinus flavipes (yellow-footed antechinus)
Lineage: Eukaryota; Metazoa; Chordata; Mammalia; Dasyuromorphia; Dasyuridae
Gene: DHRS7B
Product: dehydrogenase/reductase 7B
Exons: 7
Coding region: 711-1619 (302 amino acids)
Cellular component (GO): membrane
Molecular function (GO): oxidoreductase activity
Source: RefSeq, a predicted model, not a curated record
CUGAGAAUGGAAAAUGGUAGUAUGGGAGGGAACAUGAGAAGUGAUAGUGAAUAGCAUAGAAAGCUAACUUCAGAGCAGUCCAAGUGCUGCCUUUGACACAUACUAAUUGUGAGAAUCUGAGUGGGUCACAGGUCACUUAGUCCUAUCAGUGUCCUAGGCAACUCUCUAAGAUUGAAAGUUGCAGAGAAAGUGCUGACUUAUUUUGGUAGACCAAGUUUUGGCAAUAUAGGGGGUAGAAGGGAGAUUCCCAUCAUCACUGAAAUUACAGCUUUGGUCUCACAUCCCCUAAUAGCUGAGUACAUAGAAGAGAUCAAAUAGCAUUCCCUCUCUGCUGCUACUUAUAUUUUUCAGGCGGAGGUAGGGGGUGAGUGGAAACAGGAUAGGUCUUAGAGCCCUAAAGGACUCCCCUUGGAACAGCGGUGAUUAUCACUAUAAAGCUCCCUGCUUCAAAUCAUCAGGAGAGUUAAUAUGAGAUUGAACUUAAUUCUCCUAAAUAUAUAGCACACUUUGGUUUGGCUGAUAAAUAUGUUUUGUUUCUCCUUCCUGCCCCCUCUCCCCCCAAACAAAAAAUAAAUAAUUAGUUCUCUGGGCAGUUGGGACAGAUCCAAUACUGAUUUUAAACUCAUUUUGCAUUCCGAGUCCUUAACAACAUGCUUGAUUGAAUGCAGGAAUCUGCUCUCCCCAUAGAAAUAUAGCCUAUAGGACGACGAAUGGAUUACGUUAACCUGGCACCAUGUUUACUUGAGGUAAAAUGUCCUCCAGUUCCAGGAGAUCCAGAUUGGACUGAGGUAUUGUUUCAGGUGCUCAUGGAAUCCCGGAAGGUUCCUCCUUGGGUGCGGAAAUUUAUAAGACGGAGAUUUGUACCAAAAGGGAAGCUGAUGGAUUAUAUCACCUCUAUAGCCAUUGUCCCCCUGCUUGUUGGCUGCAUGGGAAUCUUCGGUCUCUUCAAGUUGCUGCAGUGGGUACGAAUGAAGGCCUACAUCCAGGAUUCUGUAGUCGUGAUUACAGGGGCAACCUCUGGCCUGGGGAAAGAAUGUGCUAAAGUUUUUCAUGCGGCUGGUGCUAAGUUAAUUCUUUGUGGACGAAGUCAAGAGAAGCUAGAAGAGUUCGUUAGUGAGUUAUCUGCUACUCACUCUCGAAAGACACACAGGCCUCAUAUUGUAGUCUUUGACCUUGCUGAUUCUGACACUAUAGUCCCUGCAGCGAAUGAAAUCCUACAAUACACUGGUUAUGUGGACAUAUUAAUCAAUAAUGCAGGGAUCAGCUAUCGAGGCACAAUAAUGGAUACUGCCCUGGAGGUGGACAAAAAAGUGAUGGAGACAAACUACUUUGGUCCUGUUGCCUUAACAAAAGCAAUUCUACCCUCCAUGAUCGCAAAGAAACAAGGUCACAUCGUUGUAAUUAGCAGCAUUCAGGGCAAAAUCAGUAUUCCUUUCAGAUCUGCAUAUGCAGCCUCCAAGCAUGCAACCCAAGCAUUCUUUGACUGUCUGCGGGCAGAGAUGCAACAGCAUGAAAUUGAUGUGACUGUAAUCUGCCCUGGCUAUAUCCAGACCAAUCUCUCCCUCAAUGCUUUAACUGCAGAUGGAUCCAAAUAUGGAGAUAUGGGAACUGAAGCCUAGAGAGGUUAAGUGACUGUCAUUAAUUAUCAGGAUCUUCAUUAUCAGAACUGGGAAUCAAUCCUAGAUCCAACACCAUUCCUACCACACAGUUCUCUCCAGCUAGACUGGGAGUUCCCUCCCUUCCCCACCCCAUUUUGUACCUGAUAGCUGCUUAAUAAAUACUCGUUGAUUACACAUAAGAGAGAAGGAGAUUUCAAUGCCUUUGGUAAUCCAUCCCAUUAGUCAUUUUCCAAAGUUAGGACACUCCAUAUAAAACACUGGGACUAUUACUGACUCACAGAAUUAUAGUUUGGAAUGACCUUGAGAGUUCAUCUAAGUUUCUGUUUCUACCUACGGAAAGAUUAACAGAGGCCAAAUAAAUUUACUGGAAAACAAAAACCAAAACCAAAAAAAAGAUUUACAGAGGUCUUUCCUACUCCCUCUUCCCCGUAGUUUCUCUCCCCACCUCCAGAAAUUAGUUUGUAUAGAUUACAUAGGCUCUCCCAGAAUACUUCUCAUUUCCCUCAGGCAGAAAAUUAGCUUCCGGUGGACCAAGACUAUUUUGUUUCUACCUUUAUUGCCCCCAGGGCUUAGCUCAGAGCCUGUGCUGUAAGCUUCUGAGAUUUCUUAAAGCCUUAGGAAAGUGAAAGGGAUGACUGACUAGCUGUUUUCAUUUUCAGAUUCCCAAAGAUUCCCAAAUACUGCUUCCUAACUAACUCUAGGAUCUAUUGGUACAGCUAACAUGUAUAUAGUACUUGUUAAACAUUGUUAUAUACAUUGUCUCUUGAUCAGUUAAUUCACCAAUCACUUUAUUAAGCAUCUGCCAUUGAGUAAUUGUUUUAAAGUUCAAGAAAUCUUAAGAGAAAUGGAUUCCUGUAUUUCAGCAAAGGAUAUUAUUAAAGAGGAGCUCAAACAAGUUUUGGGCCACUGAAUUGAUCGGGAGAUGUUUAGCCUGGAGUCACUGUCUUCAACUAUUGUCCUGGGGCAGAGGGAUUUAAUUUGUUCAUUACCUCUAAGGGCCAGAGUUCAGAGUGGUGGGAAGAAGUUAAAGAUGUAGUUCUAGACUUGGUAUAAAGACAAAACUUCUUAACAAUUAAAGCUUUCUGGGGUAACUAGGUGGUGCAGUGGAUAGAACCCCAGCCCUGAAGUCCGAAGGAGCUGAAUUCAAAUGUGACCUCAGAUACUUAACACUUCCUAGCUGUGUGACCUUGGGCAAGUCACUUAACCCUAAUUGCCUCGGUGGAAAAAAAAAAAAGGAAAAAAUCAUUAAAGCUUUCCAUAAAUAUUGCCUCAGGAGAUAGAAGGAAGGGGGGAAGUUCAGUGGUAAGGUACUGUUGAAGAGGAGGAGAAGGGUAUUGGCAUGGCCUAGAGUCAGGGGGAAUCGGAGUUUAAACAUGGCCUCAGGAUCUUCCUAGUUAUGUGGCCUGGGCAACUUCAAUCUUCCUCAGCUUCCUCAUCUGUAAAAUGGGGGUGAUAGUAACACACCUACCUCCCUGGUUUAUGAGGAUCAAAUGAGAUUAUCAUUGUAAAGUCUUAUUGUGAAAAACUUUACAAUGUGAAUCUGAUACAUAGUAAGUGCUAUAUAAAUAUUAGCUAUUAUUAUUAUUAAAAGAUAUUCCCUCAACUCCAAAGGCACAAAGUCUUCUAGGGAAGACUGGGACAAAUAGUUAAAUCUUGAAUGCUUGGUAGGGGGAAGAGGCAAUAACAGUUGAAGUGUGGGAGUGCUGUUCUUGCCCAAGUAUAAAUAGCCAUAAAUGGCAUCCAAAGGUCUCUUCCAACUUUGAGAUCCUAUGUAUGAACACAGGACACUUUACUAGAUGUUGAAGAUAAAAACCAAAAAAAAAAAAAAAAAAAAAAAAAACCAACAAAAAAAAGCAAUCCCUACUCCUGGUGAACAUAUAGCUACAUAUAGAGAUACAACAUAUAUACAGGUGAAUGCUGGAUAAUUUGAGGAAGAGAGGACUAAAAACUAGGUAUAUCAGAAAAAGCUUCCUGUAGGAGGUAGCACAAGAGCUGAGCCUUUAAGAGAACUAGGGUUUCUAGAAAAUAAAGAAGGGUAUACCCUCAACAUAUGAGGGACAGAUUGUGGAAAGUUCUGGAGGUGGGAAGUGGAAUGCUAAGUUCAAGGAACAACAAGUAGGUUGGUUUGGCUGGGAUAUAGAGUAUGUAAAGGGAAGUGAUGUGCAUAUCUAGAAAGCUAUGCUGGGGCCUUAUUUUAAAGGGAUUUAAAUGUCACAGUGAGGAAUUUUUAUCUCAGAUGCAUUAGGGAGUCACUGACAAUUCUUGAUCAAGGGGAAUAACAUAGUAAGAUCUGUCUUAGGAACAUUAUUUUGACUUUGCCAUUGGGGUUGAUUUGGAAAGGAAACCAAUUAAAAAGCUAUUGCAGUAAUUCGUCAGAGACAUGACGAAAGCUUGAACAGAAGUGGUGGUCAUGUGAAGAAGUGGAAAGAAAGGGAUGGAGAGCAGAGAUGUGAUGGAACCUGUAUCAACAAGGGCGAAGUGUGAAAAAAGUCAGAGCUGAGGGUAACUCGAGGGUUUCAAACCUGGUUGUCUUCUGCAGAAAGAGCACUUCCAGGUGAUAAGAUAUUAGGUUCAUUUGGACAAUAGAUGGAGAUGUUCACUAGGCAGUUUUGAUGUGGAACUGAGUUUGGGAGAGUUUGGGGGCUGGAUCAACAAACGUCAGCAGGCUCCAAGUGGUAAGAACUUAGUUACCAGUCUCCUUACUGUUGUGCAAACCUUGUCUGCACUUUGUAGCCUCACUAGAGGUGAAGUAUAGCUGGCCACUAACUAAAAUGACCUUUUCUCAUUUCAGUUUCUUUAGCUCUUCAACAUAUUUUCUAGCUCUUGUCUUUUCUUCCCCCUUUUUUUGCUCUAAAUUUUCUAUUGUCCACAUCCAUCUGUCUACAUGGAGAAUAAAACAACUUAUGGUAAAGUUCUGAGUAUAAGAUGAUCUACUGUACCAUAAUACAAAGAAUCAGUAACGUGAAUUCAGAUUUCCAAAAUACCCCCUGUAAGUAUAAACAAAAAUGUUGCUAGCUUUAUAUUGUAAUAACUAUUGAGUGUGAAUAUUUAGAUCAGAUUGUGAUAGCCAAAUACCAUCUAUGAAAAAUGAGUCUACUUUAUUUGUUGAGUGCCCCCCCCCCAGUAUUGUGCUGAUUUUCAAAGUUAGUUAUAUAUUACCAAUUGUAAUCUAAGGGUCAUUUUUAGUUAUUUAUAUAUAGUUGGCUUUCCCUAUCAAAUUUGGAUAAGUUGUUUUUCUUUCAGUUAUCACUUACAAAGCACUUUGAAAUCUUAUUUUUGCCAUGCAGGGUCCUUUCUAGAUGAUUUUAGCUGCAAACCCCAAUAAACAAUGCUUUUUCUUUCAUCAUUCAUUGCCAAUGAUGACAACAUUAAAUGGCAACAGAUCUUGUGGAAGUUCUCUUUCUUGAGACUGAAUAUAUCCAUUCUAAUACCUAGAACAAAGUAGUCCUUUAAUAAUAGCCAUUUGGGGGCACAGUAGAUAAGAGUACUGAGCCUAGAGCUAGAGCCUCACAGACCUGAAUUCCUACGUGACCUCAGACAUUUGCCAGCUGUGUAGCCCUGUACAAAUCACUUAACCUUUCUUUGCCUUAGUUUCCUUAUUUGUAAAAUGAGAAUAAGCCCUGUCUUACUCAGAUGUUGUGAGAAUCAAAUGAUAAUUGUAAAAUACUUAGCACAGUACGUGACACAUAGUAAGCUCUACAUAAAUGUUAGAUACUUUUUUUAUUAAUAAUAAACUGAUCAAUAAGAUUAUAGUCAACCUGCUUAGGAUACAUAUUUUCAGCAAAUCAGGGACUUUAUUGAAUUACUGAAUAGUAUAGGAUAGUCUGAAACCCCCCCCCUUUUUUUUUAAUAAAGAAAAAUAACAUUUGUUCUAGAAGGAAUCUUAUGACUUAUCCAAGGUCACAAAGGUAAGUGAAGCCAGUGGUGAAAGCAUAAACCACAUACAUGUUGGAAUCUUUACAAACUGUUAAGUCAUUAGAGUUGAUAGAGACAAUAAUUAUCUAAUUUAGCAUGGUUCAGUAUUAUUGAUCUGAUCUUACAAGGAAAUGUUUUGGGCCAGAACCUGAAACAAGGUACUAAGUAGAACUAAUUGAUACAAUGCUUGUGUGCACAUCUUUACUCAUUGUAGUUCACAAGUUUGGGAGAUUUCAGGGUUUAGUAUGAGAUAUCCGAAUUCACACCUCCCUUGAAGCUCUUAGGGCCAGAGAGCACACUGGGAGAUAUCCCACAAUCCUACUCUCUCAGAUAUAAGAAGCAGAGGCCCAGUCGAGAGUUCAGUGGGAAUUAGAUUGGAGAGGAGCAUGCUGGGACAGACACAGAGCAUUCUGGGAGAUUGAAAGCCAGAAGCCCUCUCUCGGAGGCAAAAAAGAUUCAUUACAACUUUUAUCUUGGUGCUGGCUGGAAGCAGAGGCAGAAGCAAAGGACAAAGCUGCAAGAGCUCUUAGAACCAAGGAGAGAGAGAGAGGCCUCUAAGAAAAACUAACCGGGCUAUAUUGAAGGACACAAUAAAAGAUUUGAACUUUUAGCACCUGGCUGCAUUUGGGUGAUUAUUACUUUCAACUAAAACUAAGGCUGUCUCCAGAAAACCUCCCCAAGAAACCAACUCACUCCCAGAGAGAACAAUCUUAUAUAUUAAAAAAGAAAAUUUUACACAUACCGAUGGAUUAAGUGUCAGUAAACUCUUUCCUACUGGGAUGCCAACCAGCUGAUUUCUCCUAUCAUAGGAUGUAGCCCAAAGAACCACACAACAGUGUCAAACAACACCCACCUAGUAAAUAAAUAGCCUUCUUGUAGGUAAAUUUAAUCAGCUCUGUACCAGAUCUAAAAUUAUAUUAUAAAACAGUGGUUACCAAAACCAUUUGGUAUUGGCUAAGAAAUAGACUAGUUGAUCAAUGGAAGAGGUUAGGUUCAAAAGACAAAGCAGCCAAUAACUUUAAUAAUCUAGUGUUUGACAAACCCAAAGACCCCAGUUUUUGGGAUAAGAACUCAUUAUUUGACAAAAAUUGCUGGGAAAAUUGUUAAUUAGUAUGACAGAAACUAGGCAUUGCCCCAUACUUAACACUGUACACCAAGAUAAGGUCAAAAUGAGUUUGUGACUUAGGCAUAAAGAAUGAGAUUAUAAAUAAAUUGGAAGAGCAUAGGAUAGUUUACCUCUCAGACAUGUGGAAGAGGGAGGAAUUUAUGACCAAAGAACUAGAGAUCAUUAUUGAUCACAAAAUAGAAAAUUUUGAUUAUAUCAAACUGAAAAGUUUUUGUACAAACAAAACUAAUGCAGACAAAAUUAGAAGGGAAACAAUAAACUGGGAACACAUUUUUAUAAUCAAAGGUUCUGAUAAAGGCCUCAUUUCCAAAAUAUAUAGAGAAUUGACUCUAAUUUAUAAGAAAUCAAGCCAUUCUCCAAUUGAUAAAUGGUCAAAGACAGGGGUCCUCAAACUACGAGCCGCGGGCCAGAUGCAGCAGCUGAGGACAAUUAUCCCCCUCACCCAGGACUAUGAAGUUUCUUUAUUUAAAGGCCCACAAAACAGAGUUUUUGUUUUUACUAUAGUUCGGCCCUCCAAUAGUCUGAGGGACAGUGAACUGGCCCCCUAUUUAAAAAGUUUGAGGACCCCUGGUCAAAGGAUAUGAACAGACAAUUCUCAGAUAAAGAAAUUAAAACUAUUUCCAGCCAUAUGAAAAGAUGCUCCAAGUCAUUAUUAAUCAGAGAAAUGCAAAUUAAGACAACUCUGAGAUACCACUACACGCCUGUCAGAUUGGCUAGAAUGACAGGGAAAGAUAAUGCGGAAGUUGGAAGGGAUGUGGAACAACGUUGUUGGUGGAAUUGUGAAUACAUCCAGCCAUUCUGAAAGCAAUUUGGAACUAUGCUCAAAAAGUUAUCAAACUGUGCGUACCCUUUGAUCCAGCAGUGUUUCUACUGGGUUUAUAUUCCAAAGAUAUCUUAGGGAACGGGACCUGUAUGUGCAAGAAUGUUUGUGGCAGCCCUCUCUGUAGUGGCCAGAAACUGGAAACUGAGUGGAUGCCCAUCAAUUGGAGACUGGCUGAAUAAUUUGUGGCAUAUGAAUAUUAUUUUCAGUAAGAAAUGACUGGCAGAAUUUCAGAAAGGCCUGGAGAGAUUUAUAUGAACUGAUGCUGAGUGAAAUGAGCAGGACCAGGAGAUCAUUAUAUACUUUAGCAACAAUACUAUAUGAUGAUCAAUUCUGAUGGACCUGGCCCUCUUCAACAAUGAGAUCAGCUCCAAUAGAGCAGUAAUGAAUUGAACCAGCUACACCCAGCGAAAGAACUCUGGGAGAUGACUAUAAACCAUUACAUAGAAUUCCCAAUCCCUCUAUUUUUGUCCGCCUGCAUUUUUGAUUUCCUUCACAGGCUAAUAAUACACUAUUUCAAACUCCAAUGCUUUUUGUACAGCAAAAUAACUGUUAGGACAUAUAUGCUUAUAUUGUGUUUAAUUUAUACUUUAACAUACUUAACAUAUAUUGGUCAACCUGCCACCAGGAGGAGAGGGUGGGUGGAAGGAGAGGAAAAAUUGGAACAAAAGGUUUGGCAAUUGUCAAUGCUAUAAAAUUACCCAUGCAUAUAACUUGUAAAAAAAGAGCUAUAAUUUAAAAAAAAAAAAAAAAAAAAAAAUAACCAGCUGAUUUUUCUUUCUUCACAUUGACUUAAAGCUUUAUGUACUAGCAUUUCUGACUUUAUUUUUUAGUUAUGGACAAGAACACAGCCAGUGGCCGAAGUCCUGCAGAGGUGGCUCAGACAGUCCUUACAGCUGUGGGGAAGAAGAAGAAG